Molecule: messenger RNA, 5545 nt
Organism: Mycetomoellerius zeteki
Lineage: Eukaryota; Metazoa; Arthropoda; Insecta; Hymenoptera; Formicidae
Gene: tau
Product: microtubule-associated protein tau
Exons: 9
Coding region: 215-3028 (937 amino acids)
Biological process (GO): neuron projection development; microtubule cytoskeleton organization
Cellular component (GO): neuron projection
Molecular function (GO): microtubule binding
Source: RefSeq, a predicted model, not a curated record
GUAAUACAGCGUCUCUAGUAUGAGACAAAAGUAGUCCUCGUCUGACACGCUGCGACAUUCAUUCACAUUGUAGCGGCACUGAUGUCGAUCGCUUGGUUCGUGAACCUUCACGAAGACUCGUUGGUCACAUGUUUACGCAACAGGUUUACGGGGAACCAUAUUGACCGAGGCGAAGUUGAGGUAUACCCCAUAAGAGUACGUGAAAGAAAUCGAUAUGGAUUCGCAGCAAACCGCGAACAGCGUGGCCGAAUCUGCUUCGAGCCACGGAGAAACUAUGGUGAAGCCAAACGCUCCUUUACCACAGCAAGGAUUUCAGGCGCGACCGCAAGGUCCCCCUCCGUCUCCCAGAAAUUCGAUAAAUAAUGGUCCUAUAGGCGUACCUCGACCUGGACCACCAUUACGACGAUUGGAUAGUCGUUCCUCUCUAGGUCCACCACCAGCCUCGGGUCAAUUCGUGCAGCUUAGGCCUUACGGUCCGCCAAGACCACCGGGGGGUUCUUUUCCUCCAAGGUCACCGCAGCCCGGUCAGCUGCCUCAGCAGAAUCCGCUACUACCUCCGAAUCAACGUUUCGUGUAUUCCCCGGGGAUCCGAGGUCCCCCGCCACAAGGAGCAGGAGGUCAAAGGCCACCCUUCGUCAUUAACCAACAGGCGUAUCAAGCGCAGCAACAGCAGCAGCAGCGAGGUGGUAACGAUCCACGAUUUCAACGACCGGACGUCGCACCUUCACAAAACGAACCGCGACGACCUAGCCAAGAAUCCAUUUUUCCACGACAGUUAUUGAGAAAUGACUCGUUGAUAAGUCUACAGCGACAGCACCUUUUAUCAAACGAGGAAAUCAAGCAACCGACACGACCACGUAUUGUUAUCGAAAAGAUGGCAGACAUCAAUGAGACAGGCGAUGAUAAACCGGAAGGCUUGCAGGGAAAGAAGUCCGAUGUUCGUGAGAACGGCGAGAACGACGACGACGAUGACGUCGUGAUGGAUAAUAACAAGUCGCCGCGACACAAUGGCGAUGGUACUUCUGAGGAAUUGAUGAAUGGAUCCAAAUCGCCUUCAACCCCGAGAAAACUCGACGAUGCUAGUAGACCCGCGAGCCGUCCAGGGACGGCUACUAUGGAAAAUAAGGUAGAACAAAUGGAUGACAAGCAAGACAUACCCUCAAGACCAAUUUCUGCUAACGUUGAUAAUACGGCGACCCUUAUUUCUCAAAGCAGACCAUCUUCCGCAGUAAAUAAUGAUAAAGAAGAAAAAAAGGAGGAACAACUCGCUGAUAGAUCGCCGUCAAAAGAGGUUGACGCUGCAUCCGAAGAAAUAAAAAAGCCCAGCAGUCCGUAUAAUAACGACGCACAGAAUGUCGAACAGAGCCUGAAGACUCCUCCGAAAUCUUCGGACAAUUCACGAUCUGUCACUCCAUCUUAUUUGGACACUCCUCAGAACGCGGAACAGAACAGAAGUCCGGAUAAAUCGCGUUCCAGCACUCCAGCCCGACUAGAGCCGUCCGGAAACGCGGAACAGGAACCAAAGACUCCAGUCAAGACUCCGAAUAAGUCGCGUUCGAGCACUCCAUCCGAAAACGCGGAACUGGAAUCGAGAACACCGGAGUCAAAGACGCCAGAUAAAUCGCGUGCAAGUACCCCGGCUUCGCAGUUGGCGUCAUCUCCGAAUGCGGAGAGAGAGCCGGAAACCGCGGCGAGAACGCCAAACAAAUCACGUUCGAGCACACCUCAAACUGCAAUAGACUCAAGCAACAUCGAGGCAGACAAACCCUCCGAGAAUCCGCAUCGCGACAAAUCCGCCGAAGGCACUCUGCGGGUGAAAGAGUCCAGUAGACCAGCGUCAUCGUUGAGUUUGACGAGCGAGAAAGGCAGCAAAUCACCUAAAUCUUUGAGGUCACCCACACCAGGGAAUCGAGACAAACUAUCGGGGUCGGUUUCACCUGAAGAUAUAAAGGGCUACGAUAAUGGACAGCCGAGAACGCUGUCUUCCAGUCGUAGCCCUCGAUUACCGAAAUCACCUGUCAAUAGCGGGAAACAGACGGAGGACGAGAAAAAGAAAAUGUCCUUCGUCGAAGAUUCUGAUGAAAAAGCGAACAAAACGUCAACAGCGAUGUCAAAGCCCACCACUUUAACGGUUAAAACUCCAACAUCGGAGAAACCAGACGACGAGAAGGCGGAGAAGAAAGCUACGGAGAAAAAAGCGGUCCAAAAUGGUAGAGCGAGAGAAUCGGUUAGCGGGGCACAGAGUACGAAUGGAGAUGACAAAAGAUCGAACGCUGGAUCGCCUACGAAAUCCGCUAAAUCAUUACCGAAAACUCCUGACACACCUACGUCGAUCGCUCAAGAUAAAAAAAAGAUGCCGAUGAAUAAAGUUCAAGUUGGUGCUGCGCCCUCCCCGAACCUGAAGACUGUACGAUCGAAAAUCGGUUCUCUAGACAACGCGAGUUACAAACCGGGAGGUGGUAAAGUGAAAAUUGAGAACAGGAAGCUCGACUUCAGCAAAGCGCAACCGAAGAUCGCCGCGAAGAACGAGAAGUAUGCACCCAGUGGAGGCGACAAAAAGAUCUCUCAAGUGAAACUUCAAUGGAAUGCCAAGUCCAAAGUGGGCUCCUUGGAGAACGCAACUUACAAACCGGGAGGUGGUGACAAGAAAAUCGAAACGGUAAAACUCGACUUCAAGGACAAAGCAAAACCAAAAGUCGGAUCCAAAGACAACGCAAAGCAUAUUCCUGGUGGCGGCACCGUCAAGUCCACAACUUCGCCAAAGACACCGCAGGAAACGAAGAAUGACAUCCCAUCGCAAAAAAUAGAUAUCAAGGCUGAAAGCAAGAUCGGUUCGCUAGACAAUGUGAAGCACAAGCCGGGUGGUGGCGACAAAAAAAUUUUCAACGACAGAGAUUAUCUUCGGCAGACGAGUUCCAACGUUGAGAGUUUGAAUGGCAGCGGGUCUCAGAGCCCCGUGCCCUCCGGCGCGAUCACCGGCAAGAACGGCCUGCCAGCCUCGGACGAGAACCUGAACCAGGAAUGCUAGGUCACGAAAAGUCGGCCGAUAGACCCGCUUUAAUUAUAUCAUUUGCAUGUGAUUAAUCACGUUUAUCCAUCUACCCCCUUUGGAGGACGAACGAGCACUUUCCUUGCGCGAUCGAGAUAAACACUGAGAUGUACGGUGCACGGAAGUCCUCGAAAAAAAGGAGCACCGCGAUCGAUAUCUCGUCUACGCAAGCGACAAAAUUUGCGCGACGGACGAAUUAAAUUAACGAGCGAGGCAAUUGUCGCGUUGAUUUGUUAUCGAAUACAACGCGAGGUUUCCGGAUACUUUCAUUUCGCGUUCACAGCGGUUUUAGUUAUUUUUAAAGAGAGAUAAAGCGAAUACGUCAUUGUGCGUUGCGUGAAAACACCCUUUAUCCAAAUAUUUACGUAAGUGCACAAAAAAAUCAUAAGGCAAUCAUAUAAAAGAACAAAAGAACUGAGGAAAAGUAUUUCACUUUGUUGUAAUAUAUAAACGAAGAACAGAUUUGAGGAACAAUUUCUAUGUGCAUGAGGGCUCUUUGUCUUUUUAAGCGAUAGCUUUUUUUAUCAAGGAUUCCUGUAACGGUACGUCUUUGCGAUUUUCUAUUAUAAAUCAUUAUGUCGACGCAUUAAUUCUCAUGCACUCUCGCUACGUGAAUAUUAAUAUUUGCGAACUUUUUCGAUUUUUGAUACGCAUUUAUGCCAUAAUCAACAUAUAUCACGAAUUGCAAUUUAGUUAUCUCAUAUACGAAUUUAAUAUGUUUUUCAAUGCAUCAUAAUAGGGCAUUAUAUGCAUCAUAAUCCUUUAAGAAGUUAACAAUGUGCAUGAAGAUGACAAAGCUAUCGACAAAGAAUAGGGCAAAUGUAAUUAUAAAUGUCUUCAGAAUUAAAUGUUCUCAAAUUUUAUUUUGCAGACGACAAGAACGUGUAAUAUUUUUUAAAUUUAAUUUAUAAUAUUGCCAAUCGUAUUCAAUUUCGCGAGUGUAAAAUUGGGAAUUCUAUCCUUAUUACUUAAUUUAUCACUAGUGUCAUAUUCGCUUUCGUAUCUGUAGAAGAUUCCAAUGAAAGUACAAAAAUCACACGCACCCGUCGUUGUAAUGUGCGCAGGAAGAACCAUCGCGUCCUCUUAGGGGGAAUAGACGUUAGACAAACGCGCGUACAUUAAUUUCCGCAUGAGGAAGUCUUAACAGCCGACGAUCCCUCGAUAUCGUAUGUACGUUGCAUUUCACCGGAAUUACGGGGUACAUACGUCAUCCCGAAUUAAAUCGCGAACGACGAUGUGUAGUUACCGUUCACGUGAGCAAUCUUUGACACGUGGUGGAUCUAACGAUUUCUGAGGAGACGGAAGACUAUAGCAUUCUUGAUCGACAUGUAUAUGAAUCGAAAGGGAGCCACAAGCGUUGCGUCGGCUUUCAGUUCACCAUGGAUAACUUAGCUUUUUGCGCCAUAAGUAUGUACGCGCCACGACAUAAGUAUGUAUUGCAGCCACGACUACGAUACAAAAAAAUCGCGUUGUGAUAUCUCAUUGAGUGCGUUCUGUUUCACGCAUAAUGCGUAUAAUAUAUCCUUGUUGUUCACCGAAUAUUAAAGAAGGAUAAAAUGACUCCAAAUUCUUUGGAGUGGAAUCUUACUCUAUAAAGAGUGAAAAUUGAGUCACUUUUGAUAAAAACUCUUGAUAAAGAGUGACUCAAUUUUCGAUCUUUGAGAAUGAUUUCACUCCUCAGAAUGAGAUUCACUCUAAGAGUUUUAGAGAGAAUAUAUCAUGCGUGAAAAGGAACGCUUUGUCAGAGCUUUAUGCGCAGAGUUAUCCAAGAUAUGCUCGGUGCAACGAGGUCGCCAGGGAGGAGAAGAAAGUGCCAGAAGAGCCGUGUAACACGCAGGUGAAUCGCGACGUUCGCGUGAGACACCCGUUAGAUACAUUUGGAUUGAUUAGAGAGGUUGCGCUUAGACGACAGGACAUACGAGAUAUUCGUGUAAACCUUAUUGUAGAUACGUAAUCAACACAUUGCAUCCCACGAGUAUAUAUAAUAUAUAUAUAAAAUAUCGCUGGUGCGAAAAAAAAGAGCUAUCGGGAGAUGAUUAGUGAUGGUGAGUGUUUGCCAACGGAAAGGAGAGAUCGAUGAUGGAGAAUGCGUGCGGCCACGCCAAAAAUAAAAAUCUCUCACUUACGUCACUACACUACCUUAGGUACCUCGUGCAAUUUACACAUCGCUAAAAGGAGAGGAAAAAAAAGAAAAGGACAGGGGGAGAUAUGUAACACAUUAUUUACACACUGUAUUGCUUCCACAUGAAUUAUUAAGAGAUAAUUUGAUUCAAUUAAUGUGCUGCGAUACGGGGACAGAGAAUGAUAAUUAAUGUUUAGAUCUUCGUAAUUGUCAUAAGUUACCACUUCGUACGAACACAAUAGUGUAACCAACGCGUCCGCGCGUCUUGGAUUAGGAUCGCUCUGGAGAGACAUUAUAAUAAUAUUUUUGUUUUUAAAUUUAUUCCGUUCUUUGUCUCUCAACACCCGAACGCAUCCCCCCAAUCUUCUUGCUGA